AUGUUCCACGGACCACGUGAUCUCGAAUCCGAUCGGGUUCGGGACAAUCGUGGGACAAACGCCAACGAUGCCGAUUCCAAUCAGCUAACUAGUAAUGGUCGAUUGAGCCGAAACGACCUGAAACUCAUUGGAAUCACGCUUGAUGCGACUCGAUGGGACUCCAGCCGAUCUUUGCUGUCUGACACCAGCAAAGGUCCCAUCUCGACCGUUACCGCUUACGGAAUCCCGCGAAACUUCAUAGAUCUCUUCGUUGUGACUCGUCUGUCCGAUGAACCUGAUGAACCUGCACGUGCUUACCACGUACGUGCACAUACGUGCACGCGCUUGUACGCUUGUGUGCUGAGUAAAUUAUUGUUAUUAUCGUUAUUAUUACUACUACUAUUAUUAAUAUUAUUAUUAUUAUUAUUAUUAUUAUUAUUAUUAUUAUUAUUAUUAUUAUUAUUAUUAUUAUUAUUGCUAUAUAAUUCACUUUUUGUUCGGAUGAUUAACCUGGAGUUCAUUAAAAAGGAGCCUUUGGAAUAA
Necator americanus (New World hookworm) is the source of this 522-nucleotide messenger RNA. RefSeq lists its product as uncharacterized. Bases 1 to 522 code for a protein of 173 amino acids. The transcript has 3 exons. Lineage: Eukaryota; Metazoa; Nematoda; Chromadorea; Rhabditida; Ancylostomatidae. The record is from RefSeq and is a predicted model, not a curated record.